Messenger RNA from Globicephala melas (long-finned pilot whale), 2795 nucleotides. RefSeq names its product DnaJ heat shock protein family (Hsp40) member A3 (gene DNAJA3). Gene Ontology annotation, molecular function: heat shock protein binding; ATP binding; protein kinase binding. Gene Ontology annotation, biological process: negative regulation of apoptotic process; mitochondrion organization; protein folding. The record is from RefSeq and is a predicted model, not a curated record. Lineage: Eukaryota; Metazoa; Chordata; Mammalia; Artiodactyla; Delphinidae. Gene Ontology annotation, cellular component: mitochondrion.
AUGGCGGCGCGGUGCUCUACACGCUGGUUGCUGGUGGCCGUGGGGACUCCGCGGCUGCCGGCUGCAGCGGGGAGGGGGGCUCGGCCGCCCAUGGGGGGCGUGGUGGGGGCGUCACUGGGCCGCAGUCUGAGCGUCCCAGCCUUUGCGCCUUCCCUGGGAGCUCGCGGUCCCGGGGCGCUGCUGACUUUGAGACCGGGUGUCAGCCUCACAGGAGUAAAAAGUUACCCUUUUCUUUGUACUGCCUCCUUCCACACGAGCGCCCCUUUGGCCAAAGAGGAUUAUUACCAGAUAUUAGGAGUGCCCCGAAGUGCCAGCCAGAAGGAGAUCAAGAAAGCUUAUUACCAGCUCGCCAAGAAAUAUCACCCAGACACGAAUAAGGAUGAUCCCAAAGCCAAGGAGAAGUUCUCCCAGCUGGCAGAGGCCUAUGAGGUCCUGAGUGAUGAAGUGAAGAGGAAGCAGUAUGACACCUAUGGCUCUGCUGGCUUCGAUCCUGGGGCCGGCAGCUCUGGGCAGAGCUACUGGAAAGGAGGCCCCACUGUUGACCCUGAGGAGCUCUUCAGGAAGAUCUUUGGGGAGUUCUCAUCCUCCUCUUUUGGAGACUUCCAGAGUGUGUUCCAUCAGCCCCAGGAGUACAUCAUGGAGUUGACAUUCAAUCAAGCUGCCAAGGGUGUCAACAAGGAGUUCACCGUGAACAUCACUGAUACCUGUGAGCGGUGUGAUGGCAAAGGGAACGAGCCCGGCACCAAGAUGCAGCACUGCCACUACUGCGGUGGCUCCGGCAUGGAAACCAUAAAUACAGGCCCUUUUGUGAUGCGCUCCACAUGUCGGAGGUGUGGUGGCCGGGGCUCCAUCAUCACGUCUCCUUGUGUGGUGUGCAGAGGAGCAGGAGAAGCCAAGCAGAAGAAGAAGGUGGUGAUCCCUGUGCCUGCCGGAGUCGAGGAUGGCCAGACUGUGAGGAUGCCUGUAGGAAAAAGAGAAAUUUUCAUCACAUUCAGGGUGCAGAAAAGCCCCGUGUUCCGGAGGGACGGUGCAGACAUCCACUCCGACCUCUUCAUUUCCAUAGCUCAGGCCAUUCUGGGAGGCACCGCCAGAGCGCAGGGCCUGUAUGAGACCAUCAACGUGAUGAUUCCCCCUGGGACUCAGUCAGACCAGAAGAUUCGCAUGAGCGGGAAAGGCAUCCCCCGGAUUAACAGCUAUGGCUAUGGAGAUCACUACAUUCACAUCAAGAUCAGAGUUCCAAAGAGACUGACAAGCCGGCAGCAGAGCCUGAUUCUGAGCUACGCUGAGGAUGAGACCGAUGUGGAGGGGACAGUGAAUGGCGUCACCAACACAAGCACUGGUGGUAGCACCAUGGAUAGCUCCGCAGGAGGCAAGGCUAGGCCUGAGGCUGGGGAGGACAAGGAGGGACUCCUUUCCAAACUUAAGAAAAUGUUUACCUCCUGAUAUCCCAGCCGAGGAAAACGGUCCACCGGAAACUAGGCCGGGAGCAGCAGCCCCUCCUUGUGGCCAGGGCAUCUGAGAUGCAGGAGGAUUCCACACAGCAGCACCGAGCCCCUGCCUGCAGAGGCCCUCUGGACCACCUUGGAAAACAGCAAAAUCAUGUGACAAUGCACCUCUCCAUGGAAGGGUCAUGGUGGACAGCCCCUGGGCAGUAAGGCAUGGCAGGUCUCAGGGCUGGUAGUUUCCUAUCCAUGGGUAGGUAACUUGGCCUCUUCUGGCUCCGGCAGAGUCAGACAGCUGGACAUUUCUUGCAGAGCUAAAACUCUGAUUUGGAAUCAAAUGUGGUUAAAGAAUUAAAGGCCAUGCUUACAGCUUAAAAAUGAAGCCUUAAGUUGCACCGAGUUGUGAAGUGAUUAAUUUCCCUCUCAGCAAACCUCUGGGAGGUUCCAGAAUGAAUCUUUCCUGACAGGGUUGUCUUUUCCAGGAACCUGGGGCAUGCACGCCCCACUUGUGUCAUCCACUUCUCAGCAGGGGCAUCCCCUGCUAGAGUUUGUUUUAAUUCCAAAAGGUACCAAGCAGCUGGAACAUGGGGGCCUUGGGGGCCCGGGGUGACACAUAUGAAGACAGUCCCUGGAGAUGCUACUCUUGAUCACAUGGGCCAUGAUCUCUGUCAGGAUGGAUAGUCCUUCCUCCCACCCCACUUGGGGUGGCCCCUUGUCCCCUGACAGUUGAGUUCUGUUGUUCUAAGCCGGGUGUGAGUGGAGCUCCUGCCCUUCUGCUGGACCACAGCCAGCCGUGGCCUGGGGCCGACUAACGGCCUCUUAAACCCGGAGCCCUGCCCUGCUGCCUGCCAGGGCCUUGGUUCUCACCACUCACAGUUGACCUCUGUUUUCAGAAGUGUGUUUAAAUUAUUCAGUGCUAAGAAUCAUCGUCUUUUCCUGAUAAACGUUUGUUUAGAAAAGGAGAGCACAGUCUCAGCAGUUGAAGGUUCUCUACCAUCCAGCCAGAGCAAAACACUGUUUCCCCAGCCUUGGCUCGUAGGAUGUGUGGGUUCCAUUGUGUUUCCAGAUCCCCCUGCUGUGGUAAGACAGGUUAAUGGAGAACACUUCUGAUUAGUUCCCUUUUUGUUUUCUUUCAUAAUUUACUAAAAUAAAGCAUCUACUAGUGUCUGCUUUAGGAAUGUAAAAUGAUUCUGUAUCAAUGUAAAUAAGAUUAUCUACUACAAAGAGAUAUUUAAAACCUAAAUUGUUGUCAUUUCUUCUUUGAAAGAGUUCAGACAGCUUUCUGCAGGUGGCCCAGCAGGGGGUUACUGGUGGUCACCUGCCAGUCAGGCCACCCCACGUCUCUGCUGGCCU